Messenger RNA from Verruconis gallopava, 1283 nucleotides. RefSeq lists its product as uncharacterized. The coding region runs from base 112 to 561 and encodes 149 amino acids. NCBI's taxonomy places the organism in Eukaryota, Fungi, Ascomycota, Dothideomycetes, Venturiales, Sympoventuriaceae. The record is from RefSeq and is a predicted model, not a curated record. The transcript is spliced from 3 exons.
CAGACGAUGCUAGAUGCUUUACCUACCAUCUUGCUUCUCAUUCAAUGUAACUCUAGUGAGCUAUUAUCUUACGCCUGAUAUACCUGCUUGGUUUAGAUUGAACUUGCGUCUAUGGACACAAGAGACUCGCAUCGUGUGGUUCUCCAAGUUUGCGUCACUGACCUGCCUGGCUCUCCUCAAAAUCGACACAAUGUCCUUGGGAAUGCGUUCUGCAAGCAAAUCUUGAAACGCGACUUCAACAGCCAAAUCCAAGCACCAAGCUAUGAUUUUAUGCAUAUACCACCUAACUUUGACACGGAGAAGCCGGUGCGACGAUGGUUCAUAUGCGACCUGAAUGUCAACAGACGCCUUAACAAGGAGCAAGUGUUGGAGCUUCCACACAGCGUUUACUCCGUAAGUCGGCGCAACAACGAGUGGAACUUUAUUCCUAGAAACCAUUACGUCGAGAAGGCAAAGGAGUACUGUGCAACAUACUACUGGGGAGGGAGGCAAGAGCAGGACAUGGCAGAUACACUGAGAGUGUCUCAGAUAUCAAACAGGGGAGAGACAGAGAGCACUUGAAGCCGUCAAUUAUGCCUGCAUUCAUAUAGCUGGUAUCAGACCUCCAUGGCUGUGUGGAUAUCAUGGAGUCUCUGGUGGUGUUUCUCCUCGACACUCUGGACAAUUUUGGUCAUCGUCGUCCUCCUGGAGCACAUGUUCACGCUCUCUUUGCGCAGGAGGACAUAGAGCACCACCAGAUUGCACGACUGUUUGACAUCUGGUGUGAUGUUUGAAGCGGAGGGGAUCUUCGCCGCGGCUCACAUGCGUAGGCGCGCAGCGGAACCGAGCAACGACGUCGUAACACAUCUAUUGAGGAAUUAGUAUGUAGCCGGUAGUGGCCUGUAAAACAAACUUUGCUGCAAGAAAAUUUCUGGCUUGAAAUCUAUUUCCUAAGUGAAUAUAUGUCAACUCGGAAAGCCAACCAUAGCUAAGUUCACCAGCAUUCAUUGCGGACCCUCGGCUUUCUCAUUUGAGUCUAACCUACAAUAGACCUAUUUUAGGCGGUUUCAGUCCUCUUUACGGACCAACAAUCUAAAGUAGCAACACCUUCCUGUUAUAGCCGAUCACCGACAACUUAGAAUGUCGAAACAUUCACUGUCGAACCCCAGCCAGCGAUAAAGAAGGCUCGCUCUAUUUCUGCUGUCGAGCCACUCUAUGCCGUAAGAGAUCUUAUUGCGAGGUUCACCAGGCUCUUCUUCAGUUGGCUUUUCAAAGUGCUCAACGGUGAGCUCUAGAGGACCCGC